This is a messenger RNA of Symbiodinium natans, 570 nucleotides long. The record is from the annotation of a GenBank genome assembly. Lineage: Eukaryota; Dinophyceae; Suessiales; Symbiodiniaceae.
AUGCGUGGUUUUCGUGGAUUGCUGCGCUGCGCCAUCAUGAUGGCCAUGGCCUGCUACGUUUCGAACAGAGCCUUCGUCACCUCCAUGCCGGCCCUUCCACGAGGACAUUCCAGCAAACUAGUCCAAGGUGCCACUUCUGGCAAAGUCAACCUGGAUCGUAGCCAGGAGCUCCGCGACUUCUUGAUCGGCGGCGAUGGCGGCGUGUCCCCAACCAAGGAGGCGGUCGCAAAGAGUUGGGAGUUGCCUGUCCUUGAGUGCGACGAGGGCUGCGUUUCUGCAAUUGAGAACUGCCUGGACGAGGGAUGCAGCGUCGAAGCCCUCAUGAAGCUGGAUGCGGCUAUUGCUGCGGACGAGAAAACCAUCGAGGCGAAACUUGCUGGCAAGCAGGAUGCAUGGCUCCAGAACUUUCUGCAGCGGUCUGGAGCGCUGCGUGCCCAACUGUCCACGAUGUUGACCAGGAAGAAGUCGGAGCCAUGGAUGACGCAGCUGGUCAAGGCAGCCCAGCUGGCCUUCAAGAGCAGCCGGGAUGGCGACUACCCUAAGGUUGGCGUGUCUUCCUUCUCUUCCUGA